AUGGAAUACACGGCCCCCGACGCUGUGGGUGCGGGCAGCAGCAACAAUCUCCGGUCAAUCCGGUCGUCGUGUGAUCGGUGUCGCUUUCAUAAAUUAAGAUGUGAUCGCUCCGCUAGCGACGGCCCGGUAGAACUCCCGUGCGGACGAUGCGCCCGCGCAAAAACCCCAUGUGUCCUGGGGCGACGCCGGCCGGCCAAUAAGAGGCAGCCAAGCGUCUCCACGACCAAGUCCUCGACAUCAUCAACAGCAACCACAGCAACCACAGCAACGGCGGAUGCAGAGCAACACGGCGAGACUGUGACAUAUCCUCAUCCCCAGGCCUCGUUUCCCUCCCAAUCCCAACUCCCGACCCCGACCCCGACCUCGCCCACAAUCCCACGUGCAACCCCAUCUGCGCAGUCGUGGGAGAAUCAGCAUGAUUAUGAGCGUGUGCAUGAGAAUGAGAGUGAGAAUGAGAAUGAGAGUCAGAAUGGGAUGUCGGGGAUGCACGAUGUCGCUGACAACCAUCCAGGCCAAGAGAACAGCAUGAGCGGCUGGGGCUCGAUGCCGCAGGGCAUGGAAUUCAACUUGAACGACACAUUCAUUUUCGAUGCCGACCUGUUGGAUCCCCCGCCAUGGCUCCCAGCUCCGAUCUUGCCAGAUCAGUCAACCGACGCCGCCACGAUGAUGAACACAACGAGCACUGCAGUCCCGGGACAGCGCCUCAUCAUGUUGAUUGCAAAUAUGCAACAAUGCCUCCAGAUUCUAGAGCAUGGCCCAUGGCAAAAGGACAGCGCAAAUACCCUCGAUGACUAUCCCGUCGGCACCGUGCUCCAUCUCUCGCAGGAACUCGGUUCGAUCGCCAGUUCAGUUCUCAGUAGAGGUUGCAUCAUGGGGACGAUAACGCGGCGGGAGUAUGUCUCGGAAACGGAGAGUCCCGCAGGCGGAGAAGCACACACAACCGAACCGAAGGGCAUCGACGGCGGGAGUGACACGGUGACACCUCUACUCGUGCUGAGCGGGUACAUGUCGCUAGUACGUAUCUACAGCAUUGUGCUGGGCCAUUUCCAGACACACAUUAGCAGCGUACCGUCGAAUAGCAACGCGGACCAUAGCAGCGGCAUGCGCAGCGCAAGUACAAACCCGACAUUGCAGCUCGGCGAGCUUCCAUGUACCAGCGUAGCGCCUAUCCUAGGCAAGAUUCACACCGCCCUUCGUAUGUUGCUGGCCGCGGUGCAUGGUGUUGAGGAGAAAUUGGGGCCAGGAGGAGCAGUGGCGCGCAAUCUGGUGGUGGCGCUGCUGGCGCAGGACGCGGUGCUGGACAUCGGUGACUUCCACGGUGGGUUGUUGACGAAGAUGCAAUUAGUGAAGGAGAUUUUGCAAGAAAAGAUGAAUUUGUAA
This is a messenger RNA of Venustampulla echinocandica, 1380 nucleotides long. RefSeq lists its product as uncharacterized. The record is from RefSeq and is a predicted model, not a curated record. Gene Ontology annotation, molecular function: zinc ion binding; DNA-binding transcription factor activity, RNA polymerase II-specific. Gene Ontology annotation, biological process: regulation of DNA-templated transcription. NCBI's taxonomy places the organism in Eukaryota, Fungi, Ascomycota, Leotiomycetes, Helotiales, Pleuroascaceae. The coding region runs from base 1 to 1380 and encodes 459 amino acids. The transcript has 2 exons.